Coregonus sp. 'balchen' is the source of this 4570-nucleotide messenger RNA. NCBI's taxonomy places the organism in Eukaryota, Metazoa, Chordata, Actinopteri, Salmoniformes, Salmonidae. The record is from the annotation of a GenBank genome assembly.
ACUCACUCACUCACUCACUCACUGACUUUCCCUACAACAUCAACACAAGAUAUACAAGCACGGUCAAGCAAGAGCCACGAUGAGUACCAGCCAGGAGGAUAGACCCUUUGUCAGGGCCGUGAUGAAGAUCAAAUGUGCCGCCAUGGUCCACAGUCUUGCCAAGAGCUGGCAGGGCUGGGCCAACGAGAACUCGGUCAAACAAGAGACCAUACCCUCCGGGUGGAUGCCCACCUCCAUCACAGAGGACGAAGAAAGGGAGAAGCAGAACGAGACAAAAAUCCUAGUCAAGACGCGUGUGGUCGAGGCGGACACCAACAGCGGCAGUCUGAUCCGAACGGGUGAGGUGACCAAGAGCCACACGCCAAAGUGCAGUGAGUACAGCAGCGAUCUGGUGAGCUCAAUCAAGGACAAGAUCCAGAUGGCACCCGAGGAUGCCAACAAGCCCUUCCUGGGCAACGAGUCACCCACCCGGAGACGUCUGGGCAUGAGAGCUCAGGUACAUCUGGGUAGUCAGGAGCGGAAGAUGGGCUCCCGUAGCAGCAGCCUGGACUCAGAGGACAGUGGGCUGAGGGAGGAGGCCGGACUCAGCGACAACAGCGACCAGAGCGACCUGAACCAGCUGAAGAAACAGAUCAAUAGGCCUAAGGUACCGUACCAUACUUUUAUUGGACCUUCAUUUUGUGAGGCCAUUCAUAAAAAUACUAAAUACACAAAUCAAUGCAAUACAGUAGACACAUUUCAAAGGUAAACCCUCUUUUGUUUCUCAACAAUCUUGCAUGGGGAAUAUCAUUUAACAUCAGAAUAUUUUUAUUUAUUUCAUAUUGGCAAAGUGAACAAGAAAUGUGGUUGGCUGAAGAAAGGUACAACUGUAAAGUUAAUUAAUGAAUUAGUAUAGCUUUUUUUGCAACAUCACCAGUACCAAUUCAACAAAACCACUGACCAUUCAAAGACUUAUUAGCAAUCGUGUAGGUGCACAUUAAGAUGUGUAAAUUUGUAGAUCCUGGGUGGACUUGGGUAUAAAUAUAUGGAAGGGGAGUUCCCAAAGUAAAAACCAUUUUGCCAUGUAAGAAAAAUAAGGUUUGAGCUGAAAUCCCAUUGAUGAGUUCACAGGGUGAUUUCCCCCCAAAUCCACCCUCUUAAUUCCACAAUGUUUGCCCUACCUAUUUUCAUACUGUUCUAUAGCAGCUGCAGCCACACUACCUGGGGAUGUUCAGUAGACUCUAAACAGGAGCAAAUAUUCACUGAGGCUGAGUUCAACUUCAAUUAUCUGUGCCUUUGUUAUUGUGAUAUUGGGUCAUGGAGUUUGUUCAUAUUGUCUGGCCUUCAAGAAAAUACACAGAUGUAUAGGUAUUGUAUCUUCAAACUGUAAACUUUUUACCAACUGAACAAGUCCAAUAAGCCCUCCAUUCACCCUAGCAAAGAGUUGCAUAACUUGGAGGAAUAUAUGUCCUUUAAAAGGCAUGAAAAUGUAUUGUAAAACUCCAACACCUAUCAUGGAAUAUACAGUAAAUAAAUAAAUAUAGUCACACAUGCCUUCCCCUGACCUUCAGAGAUAAUUAUGAGGUCCUGAUAUCCUUGGUCAGGCACAAGAUUUAUAAUGGUGUUCGUCACCUUACUAAUUCGGCUCUGGACGUGUAAGGCUUGGGCCUCAGGUUUCACAAGAUGCAUUCUCCACGGUUUAAAUGACUCUGUUGUGGAAGAUUCGCCUGCCACGGAACUUUUUGGAAAUGCCAAAGCAAGGAUCCCUUACACUGUGUUAUAUUUUAACGUUAUGGCAAAUGUAGAUUUCCACCUAAAUAGACAUACCAAAAAGUAAUAAUUUUUCAUGAGAUGGUCAUAAACAAUAACUAGUAAUGCUGGAUAGCUAUAGAAAGGGCUGGAAAAAAUAUUAUACAUUGAUGAGGUGUACUCAGUUUUGAGGGCACAAGCUCAAGUACAUUGUACAAAUAUUAUGAAAAUAUAAAAAAAAUAUGUAUGUGGGGGAAUAGGGCUUGAAAUUACUGAAAUGCUUUCUAAAUAUAGUAACAAUCACGUUAUAAACAACUAUUUAUAUGAUUUUACCUUUCUUAUAACUGUUAAAUAAAUAUGAUCAUAUUUAGUGACAGCACAAUUUGGCCCCAUUUCGUAUAACUGAUGACAGAGAAUUUUCUUCCAAGCGUCCUCUGAGCGACGCAGACACACCGUUAAAAUGUCUGCAGACUUAUAACUUAAUAAGUGAUUUCAUCCCUCUGUGACCAAGUGAAAGUGGUUGUGUUUCAAUUCUAUGAAACUAUUUUAUAUUUUUUCAUGUUGACAGCUCUAAAACUGUCUGAGAAUAUCACAGGGAGAUGAAACCAUUUUAUUUAUUUAUUUAUUUAGCAGACACUCUUAUCCAGAGCGAAUUACAGGAGCAAUUAGGGUUAAGUGCCUUGCUUAAGGGCACAUCGACAGAUUUUUCACCUACAUUUACAUUUUAGUCAUUUAGCAGACGCUCUUAUCCAGAGCGACUUACAGGAGCAAUUAGGGUUAAGUGCCUUGCUUAAGGGCACAUCGACAGAUUUUUCACCUAGUCGGCUCGGGGAUUAGAACCAGCGACCUUUCGGUUACUGGCACAACGCUCUUACCCACUAAGCUACCUGCCGCCCAUGAUUGCUGAAUUCGCUCUACUUUUCCCUUUAACAUGCUGUCUCGCAGGCUGGGCUACGUUGCUCAGAGGCAGAUGCAAUCUUUGUUUGAAUAGGCCAGAAAAUGUGAUACGUCACUCCCUAUGCUGAUGUCAGGUGUGAAACCUGACACUUCAAGUCAGCUCAGCUGACACAGUGGUAGCAGAAAGCAGACAGAUGGGGCUUUCUGGCACUGUAAGGCAAUGGACCCUGCGACAUUCACAGAGCGCUUUGUACACCAAAAUGUCAGUCGGAACCGGUUCAGAACCAUUCAAAGUCCCCUAAAUAGGGGACUUAACAUCUAAGAGAGAAGUGGGGCUACUAAUCAACAUAAAUAUGAGCCAGUUUCCUGGACAGAAAAGUACUGGACAUUCUCCAUUGAGCAUUAAAUGGAUAUUCUCCAUUGAGCGUUUUUUGGUCAAGGAUUAUACGUAGCCCUUUCCUGCAGUCAAUGACCAAAAGCUCCCGCUUUGGCCUCAUGGGUGGAAUGUUAUUCAUAUUUUUGAAUGUUUUUACUGACGAGAAUCCGGUGUUUCUAUGUCAAACAGUUUUGUUAUAUUUCAGUCUUCUGUGAUAUAUAUAAAGUGUAAUAGUGGGAUGCAAACUCAAAAUUGAAUACAUUUCAACUCUAUAUCUGACAUAGGUGGUACAGGUGUCUUGUCUUUUUAUUUUUCUGUCCAUAACCAUGUGUGUGAGGUGUAUGCUUUUGUUUCAAAGUAGCAACAAGAAUCACUCUGUGUGACCCUAAUUUAGCCCACUGCAGUAAAAGGUUAUUAAAAUGGGUCCUGUGUCAUUAAUAAAUGGGAAAACUCGUAGUGUUCGUUGUGAAUUUAGUAGUGUAAUUUUAGUUGAUGUGACAAUCCAAUGAAGAGAUUGCCACUGCAAAUAAACCCACUUUAUAAUCUGAUCUAGUCUAAUCUGACGUGCCUUCCUAUUCUGCAGAUUAGAGUCACCACCAUGGGUGACAUCAAGAGCAGGUGGCAGCAGUGGUCCCAGCAGCACAUAGAGGGUCAGAAGCUCAACCCCUUUAGUGAGGAGUUUGACUACGAGCAUGCCAUGGCCCAGCGGCUGCAGAAGGGUGAUGAAGGUUACGGACACCCCAAAGAGGGAUCCAAGACGGCCAUGCGUGGCGACCGAGCCCAGAAACAUGUCUACAAAGAGAUGGAGGAGUUGUGCUGGAUCGUCAAGGACAUGGGCCUCAAGGACAAGAACGGCAAAUCCUACAUCACCUUCGGCAGGCUGUUUGACCGCUAUGUCAAAAUCUCGGACAAAGUGGUGGGCAUAGUUUUGCGCUGCCGCAAACACAAAAUGCUAGACUUUGAGGGAGAGAUGCUGUGGAAAGGCCAGGAUGACCAUGUCAUCAUUACUCUGAGAGAUGAGAAAGAAGACUGAACCUGCAGAUGACCUAGACUUUGACCUAUACAUCUCUCACAGUUUACCUAGACCCACAAGUGCCUUUCAUAUUCUGACCAGCAACAGGUCAGGAGUAGAUGUCUUUAUCAUUCUAACCAUGAUAGCCACUGGUCAUGAGUUCAACCUCCUCAGUAGGAUAUUCUAAACAUGCUGCAGGCCGUUGCAAAAAAUGUGGUUUGUGGACACAUGUAUGAACACAAUAGCGAUGCGUGGGUUGACUCAUAACCUGCAGUCCCCGCAGUUAUAAAAAGAGAAAACAAUACAUACAAAAAUCCAUAAAUGUAUAAUUCUUGUGCAAUUCAUAUCUAUAGGCUACAUAGAGUUUUUUCUUUCAUUAUUUUUAAGCUAUUUGGCAUUAGUGCGUAAGCCUAAGCUUUAGGACCUAACUGUACGAGGCAAUCGCCAAAUGCUUUUGGGAACGGGCAGAAAGAGGUAACGUUGAUCCACUGAUUCAAUAAAAGAAAAGUUGCAAAAUGGAGAGUUGAAAAUAAAGAAGUGGUAAAAAAAUUGGUGAA